This is a messenger RNA of Eurytemora carolleeae, 1121 nucleotides long. Its product is annotated as transmembrane protein 35A. The coding region runs from base 2 to 499 and encodes 165 amino acids. The record is from RefSeq and is a predicted model, not a curated record. Gene Ontology annotation, biological process: positive regulation of protein localization to cell surface; chaperone-mediated protein complex assembly. Gene Ontology annotation, cellular component: endoplasmic reticulum. The transcript has 6 exons. Lineage: Eukaryota; Metazoa; Arthropoda; Copepoda; Calanoida; Temoridae.
AAUGACGAAGUUAGUGUUAAAUUCACUCAAUAUUCUUCUGGGACUGUUCUUUAUAUUCCUGGGGGUACUGAAAAUAUCACCCCUAAUAUCCAGAGAACUACACAAGGAUCUGAGAAGUGAAUACGCUAAAUAUGCCAAGGUGUUCCCACUGGCUAAAGCUUUACAGUUUAAGAUUCCUAGCAAAUGGUUUAGAAGAGUAAUGGGCGGAUCAGAAAUAUUUUCAGGUUUCCUGCUUCUACUGAUACCGAACAGAAACUUGAAAAAUUUCGGAAACAUUCUCUUAUUUGAACGAAUGGCGCCCUCUCUGGUCUUCUUUUUUAUGUUAAUGUGCCGGCUGGUGGUGGACUGGCAGUACUAUAAACAUAAGGAUGACCCAGUAAAUGUAGAAGUUAGCGGUCAGUUUGACGAGCUACCGACCAAACCAAACCCAAUGAAACCCCCUGCUCAGAAGUCUGGUGCUAAAUCCAAUGGUGGUAAAUCCUCCAAAAAGAAUCAAUAAAAAACUGUUUCCAUUUUAGGGACCGUUCUUAAAAAUGAUUUACGACAAUGCCAUUUAAAUAAUGUGUAUGUGGAAGAUAUCCUCGGUUUUCUAUCUUGUGUUUAAUUCGGACAAUUUCCUCCAUUUGCUCCAGUAGAAGAUUUCAGUAAGUUACUUAUAAACCACAAUCGAAGAGAUAUAAUCUCGGAUAGCUCAUUCAUUCAUUAAUUUAUUCAUCCGUACUCAAUCCGACAUGCCACUUUAAAAAUGGAAGGUCAUAUAUUUUAUGUCAACAGUCCCAUUAACCAACCUUUAUAUUCAACUAAUGUUUAUCAUUGAAUCCUUUGCAUUUUUUAUUUUAAUUAUCUCCAGUUUAAAUGUUAAAAACUGACAAUUGCCAAAAAAAGGAGUUAGUAAAAUUGAACAUAUUUCAAUCUUGAAUAACUAAAAUAUGCAAUUAAAAUAAUGUACAUGUAAGAUGAACACGACUAAAUUUAAAUGUCCCCUAGAACCAUUGUAAAUAAAUAUAAUCUUUUAUUAUUAAUAUCACCCUUGUAAACUUGUAAACUAGUGAUAAUUUAUUAAUUUUGUUAAAUAAUUUACUCGUUUUCUGUUUAGUGUGAAAUAAAUAGUAAGAAGAUUU